Messenger RNA from Pogonomyrmex barbatus (red harvester ant), 840 nucleotides. RefSeq names its product glutamic acid-rich protein-like. Lineage: Eukaryota; Metazoa; Arthropoda; Insecta; Hymenoptera; Formicidae. The record is from RefSeq and is a predicted model, not a curated record.
AUGAACCUGCUGAGUGCUCCGCAACGCAUAGGGAGCCCGAGAGGUUCGACGGCUGAAGCCAACAGAGGAGAAGCAGAUUUUGCCGAAUUAUUCGGCAGCCAUGAACCUGCUGAGUGCUCCGCAAAGGGAACCCGAGAGGUCCGACGACCCAAGCAAAGAAGAAGAGAAAAGAAAAAGAAAAAGGGAUACGAUGAGAUAGAAGAAUGUUCAGAAGAUGAAGAAGCUAGAUACAGAAAUGCAAAUCCAAGAUCUUUACCAUCUUCACCAAGAAGAGGAACAAUGAUGGAAGAACUAGAGCUAUUAGUUUUAGGGAUGAAGACGCGUAAUACAGAAAAGUCAGAAGGAGAAAGUGUACCAUUUAUUAAAAAAGAAUUAAAUGAACCUUUAUUUUAUGAACAUACAUUUCAGGCAGAAAUACAUAAUAAUCCACUAGAAGAAACAGAUAAAACUGAUUACACAGAAAAUUUAUUUAAUAACAGCACAGAAAAUAAUAUACAACAAAACUCAACACUAGAGUCAGAAAUUUCAAAUUACGAAGAUGCAGAAAGUUAUGAUGAAUUAAAUUCACAAAAUCAUAAUAAUUCAAAUUCACGAAUAGAAAUACCACCAAAACUUUUACAAAUUCUUGAUAACUUAACAGGAAACAAUAGUAAAAUUAAUCAAGGAGAAGUUCAAGAAAAUUUGAUGCCAGAAAGCGAAAAUGAAGAAAAAAAUUGUCCAAAGAACCAAAUUUUCAUUGACGACUACAUUGAAGAAAAAGAUAUUGAAGAGGACAAUGAAGAAAAAUUUGACGAAGACGAAGACAAUGACAGUGAAGACAUAGACGAAUUAUUACAAUGA